Molecule: messenger RNA, 1736 nt
Organism: Drosophila rhopaloa
Lineage: Eukaryota; Metazoa; Arthropoda; Insecta; Diptera; Drosophilidae
Exons: 1
Coding region: 36-1502 (488 amino acids)
Source: RefSeq, a predicted model, not a curated record
GCCUUUCAGUCUAGUUCAUUUCUCAGAUUACCACUAUGGAGCUCGACGCGUUCAGUCAGUCAGGGAGCUCGACUUCCAUUAAAACUCUCGUUUCGCAGGAGAAAUCGCAGUCAAUAAGCUUGACGAGCAGCAGCAAGACUGGGAGCCAGACUGAGAACAGCCUGACCGCGAACCCCAAGACCGAGAGCAGCCCGGCAAACUCCGAAGACACGACGAAGUCUGAAAUCGAAAAGCAGGCAAGGCUCAAGAGGCGGUCCCAGGAGUUUAUAAAGCAGCAGGAGGCCGAGCUCACCUGGAAGUGUUUCACGGAUGAGGAAUACGCUGACUGGAAAGCUUUCAGAUGCAGCAACUACAAGGUGCCGCUGCGUUCGGUGUUCUCCUACUUGGAGGUCAAACCCUGCCCAGUGAUCGUCGGCAAUGUGCCGCACAAGAAAUCUGUGCCGAAAGUGCUGGCCGAGAUGGUGAAAGGCAAUCACGGUGCCUACACUCGCAUUAGGAUCGGAAAGCACAAGUUCCGAUGCAUCCCCAACCUGCUCAAGUGCUACUCGGUGUGGUUCGCCAACCGUGAUUGGCGGAUGACCCGAUUUCAGUUCAAGGAGCGGCAGGUGCCUGCCAGAGGCUUUGCGGCGCUUUACGAAUGGAUGCGCACCGAGAAGGUGCCACACUUCAAGGUGGCGGUGCCCUUGCUGCAAGCCGCGCGCCACCUGCAGGUCCACCUGCUGGAGAAGGACUGCUGGGAUGUACUUUCCACCGACUCGGCUCGCGAAAAGUUGGCCUUCAUCGUAUACUUGGAUGCCAAACGGAUGCCUGCGCUCCAGGACGUGUGUGAGGUGAUGCUCAGCCGAAUCCGCUACUUCUUCCUGGCACUGGUGGGCAGCCGCGAGUUUUUGGAUCUGGAAGUGGACGCGCUGGAGCUAAUACUGCGGCGGGAUUCCAUCGGUGUUAACUCCGAGAUGGAGGUUUUCUUCGCAGUGCUACGUUGGCUGGGGCACUCGUCUCCCGACGAGCCGACGCGUCUGCCACUCAUGCGUCGCCUGAUGUCCUGCGUCCGCUUCCACCACCUGCCCAUGACCUUCCUGUUCAGUCUGCGUGAGUCCAUCAACCGUCCGGACAAGGAGGAGCUCUUUAGGCCGGAUCCCGUGCUGCUGGCCUUCAAUUCGGACCCGGAGGCGAUGACCAUGCUGGAGCAUGCAAUGUCCUUCAUCGGCGUGCGCUGCCAGUACGAUGACACCGACGAGUUCCUCGCUGUCUGCGCGAACCACCGCAUUGGCGUGGUCUUCCCACGCCACUGGGUAUACCACCCAAAGUGUCCUUACCACUUGCGUAGCCUUGCCUUUCCGUACCAGCACCGCUUCACCGCCUCUGACUUCGGCGACUACGUCGCCAGCAUCCAGACGGAUUGGGUCGGCAAGGGGCCGGCGGACCACGGAAAGUCUCUGGUCCUCGAUCUGGACUUCGACCCACUGCUCCGCAGGCAGUCACAGUGGAAAGCGACCAAGUGACACACGGACAUUCACAUUUCUCUUUUUUACCUCCUGACGAGAUGAUUUUGUAACAUAAUGCGCAGAUUUAUUUAUAUUCCAUUCAACUGGCUUUUGAACAUCAGCCGCGACAAAUGAUCUAUGUUUAAAAGUAUAUUUUCGGUCACCCAUGUAAAUUCAAGUUAGCACGGAACAUUCGCAAUGACUUUGUGGUUAAAAGUUGUCAAAGUUUCACCGACUUAAUAUAUAACUUAA